UGGCUUGGAUAUUACCGUGUAACAAUUGGCUGUUUCCUAUUGUUUAUUUCUGACACUGGGGAGUGGAUUUGAUUUACUUUUUUGAAAGGAAGAAAAACAAUUACCAUCAACUAUGGCUGUUUUGCACCAAUGCCCCUUGGUGAAGAGCUGGAUGCUGCAGCUGAUUCUGUUCCACAGAGCAUGGGAAAUGGGAAGAGGGCAGCUCCAUUAUUCUGUUCCUGAGGAAUCCCAGCAUGGCACCUUUGUGGGCCGCAUUGCCCAAGAUCUGGGCCUGGAGGUGGAUGAGCUCAUGCCUCGGAUGUUUCGUAUGAUGUCCCAAGGCCGUGGAGAUUAUUUUGAGGUAAAUGUACAAAAUGGAAUUUUAUUUGUUAAUUCACGGAUAGACCGGGAGGAGCUGUGUGCCCAGAUCCCUGUAUGCAUGGUUCAUCUGGAGGUGAUCCUGGAUAAACCUUUGAAGGUCUUCCAUGUUGAAGUAGAGAUCAAGGAUAUCAAUGACAAUGCUCCUAUAUUCCCAGCAGCUGAGCAAAUUCUCACGAUUCCUGAAUCUAGACUUCUGGACUCAUCUUUUCCGCUAGAGGGAGCCUCUGAUGAUGAUAUUGGUUCAAACUCUCACCUCAGCUACACAAUCAGUCCAAAUGAAUAUUUUACCUUAGAUGUUCAGAACAAUGAAAAACAUGGUGAGUCUUUAGUUCUUGUCUUAAAGAAACCUCUUGAUAGAGAAGUAAUCCAUAUAUACCAUUUGUUACUUACAGCCGCUGAUGCAGGUAAACCAGAGCAAACUGGCACUGUUCAACUUAUUAUCAAUGUGCUGGAUGCAAAUGAUAAUGCACCAUUGUUUAAUCAGUCUGUGUAUCAAGUAAAAGUCUUUGAAAAUACAAAAAAAGGAACAUUACUUAUCAGUCUGAAUGCAACAGAUCUUGAUGAGGGAAUUAACAAAGAAAUUACAUAUUCAAUUCGAAGUGUUAAUCCAAACAGUUUAGGAGCAUUGAUUAAUUUAGAUCCAAGCAAUGGACAAAUCAGAUUAAAUGGAGAAAUUGACUUUGAAAGCUUUAGGUUAGGUGAAAUUGGAGUAGAAGCAACAGACAAAGGUACACCCCCAAUGAAAGGACACUGCAAAGUUCUGAUUGAAGUGCUGGAUGUGAAUGACAAUGCUCCAGAGAUAUCUGUCUCAUCUUUGUCAGUGCCAGUGCCAGAGGACUCCCCCCUGGGAACAGUGGUGGCCCUGCUUAGCAUUUCUGAUAGAGACUUUGGUGCCAAUGGGAAAGUAAGCUGCUCCUUGUGGCCACCUGAGCUCCCCUUCAAGCUGUUGUCAAAUUUCAAGAAUUAUUAUUCUCUGGUUCUGUCUGAAACCCUGGAUCGAGAGCAAGUGUCUGAAUAUCAGGUGGUAGUACUGGCACAAGACCAAGGGGAGCCAUUGCUUUCAACCAGCAACAGCCUGGUUGUGCCCAUCAGUGACAUAAAUGAUAAUGCACCCACAUUCAUACAGGCCUCCUACACAAUCUUUGUAAAAGAGAACAACCCGCCUGGUGCUCACAUCUUCACAGUGUCUGCCUCAGACCCAGACAUGGCUGAAAAUGCCCUGAUCAGCUACUGGAUAGACGAGACACUCUGGCCUCUCUCAAGCUACAUCUCAGUGCAUUCAGAAAGUGGGAAGCUCUAUGCUUUGCAGCCUUUGGACUAUGAGGAGCUGAAGCUUCUGGAGUUCCAGGUGAGAGCCAAGGAUGCUGGGAUGCCUUCCUUGUGUGGCAAUGUGACAGUUCAGGUCUUUGUGGUGGAUGAGAAUGACAAUGCACCUGCAGCUUCUGGGCCAGAGCAGGGUCUAGCCAUGCUGGUGGUUCCCAUACCAGCUGGGCAUGUGGUGGGCAAGAUCCAUGCCUUAGAUGCUGACUCAGGCUACAAUGCAUGGCUGCGCUAUGAGCUGCAUGAAACAACAAAUGGACCCUGGCGGGUUGGACUGUACAGUGGAGAGAUCAGUACCACACGAACUCUGGAUGAAGCAGAGGGCAUUAACAGUCAGAAUAUUCUGGUGCUUGUAAAGGAUCAUGCCAAAACCACCCAAUCCUGACUGGCGUUAUUCUGCAUCCUUAAGAGCUG
Messenger RNA from Sceloporus undulatus (fence lizard), 2094 nucleotides. RefSeq names its product protocadherin alpha-2-like. Gene Ontology annotation, biological process: homophilic cell-cell adhesion. Gene Ontology annotation, cellular component: plasma membrane. The coding region runs from base 113 to 2065 and encodes 650 amino acids. Gene Ontology annotation, molecular function: calcium ion binding. Lineage: Eukaryota; Metazoa; Chordata; Lepidosauria; Squamata; Phrynosomatidae. The transcript has 2 exons. The record is from RefSeq and is a predicted model, not a curated record.